CCGGCUUGGGAAAGCAAAUUUUGCGACGCAAACUAAUUUCAACAGAUUUUCGUGGAAUUCAGACGAAUAUUGAGAUAAAAAGCUGUAAAAGUCGUAGUUAAGGUCUAGAAGAUCAUCGUUUUACCCAAGAUUUGUGUCGAAAAUUCAUAGAAAAGUUGUAGAAGACAAUGGCAGCCUCCGUAGACGGUGUGUUCGUACAAUCGCUCGCCGACAAAAUCAAAACAUCCAAAAUUUUGGUUGUCGGUGCUGGCGGCAUUGGCUGUGAGAUCUUGAAAAACUUGGUGAUGUCCGGAUUUAAAGACAUUGAAAUCAUUGACUUGGAUACCAUCGACGUAAGUAACUUGAAUCGCCAAUUUUUGUUCCACAAAGAGCACGUUGGCAAGUCCAAGGCUCAAGUAGCGCGCGAAAGUGCUUUGGCGUUCAAUCCUAAUGUCGAAAUUAAAGCUUAUCAUGACAGUAUUACCACGCCCAACUACGGUGUAAGUUUCUUCCAACGAUUCAAAGUGGUGCUGAAUGCUUUGGACAAUCGCGUUGCUCGAAAUCACGUCAAUCGCAUGUGUUUGACGGCAGAUGUGCCCUUAAUUGAAAGCGGAACUGCCGGAUACAACGGGCAAGUAGAGCUCAUUAAACGUGGAUUGACUCAAUGUUAUGAAUGUACACCCAAAUCUGCUCAGAAAACGUAUCCGGGAUGCACAAUUCGUAAUACGCCAUCGGAACCGGUUCAUUGUAUCGUUUGGGCGAAGCAUUUGUUCAAUCAAUUAUUUGGCGAGGAAAACGCCGACGAAGAUGUCUCUCCAGACACCGCAGAUCCCGAGUUAGGAGGAGAAGCUGGCAACGAAGCUUUGUCCACGGAAGCGAACGAAAAGGGAAAUGUCGAUCGUGUCAACACGCGUCAAUGGGCGCAACGUUGCGGUUACGAUGCCGAAAAGCUCUUCAACAAAUUCUUCCACGACGACAUCCAAUAUCUCCUCAGCAUGGCAAAUUUGUGGAAAAAUCGUCAAGCCCCCACACCCGCCAAAUGGGGCGAACUCGGCGAAGCGACUCCCGAUUUGACCGGAACGCAACGUGAUCAAGUUGUCUGGACUUUGCGUGACUGCGGCGACAUUUUCGCUGCAAGUAUCUCGGCUUUGAGCACGGAACUUUCCUCGAAACCGGAUGGCGAUCAUCUCGUGUGGGACAAAGAUGACAAACACGCGAUGGAUUUUGUGGCUGCAUGUGCGAAUAUUCGCGCGCAUAUCUUCAACAUCACGAAAAAAUCACGUUUUGACGUGAAAUCCAUCUCGGGCAACAUCAUUCCAGCGAUUGCCACGACAAAUGCCAUCACUGCGGGCAUCUCUGUCAUGCAUGCGUUCAAAGUGCUGCAAGAAAACUACAAAAAUUGCCAAUCGGUUUACAUGCGAUUGCGUCCCAAUCCACGAAAUCAACUUUUUGUACCGGAACGCGAACUCACAGCGCCCAAUCCAAAGUGCUAUGUGUGUGCCGCCAAGCCCGAAGUGAUGUUAAAAGUCGAUACAGAGAAGAUCACAGUUGGCGAAUUCCGCGAUACCAUCAUGAUACAAGCCCUAAACAUGAUAAAUCCCGAUGUCAUGAUGGAAGACGGCAAAGGUACGAUUGUCAUCUCGUCCGAAGAAGGCGAAACGGACUGCAACUUGGAGAAAAAACUCAAAGAAUUAAACAUCGUUGAUGGUUCCAUCCUGAAAGCGGACGACUUUUUGCAGAAUUACGAGUUGACGAUCACCAUUUUGCACAAGGAAGCAGGUCGUGAUGAAGCGUUGUUCGAAGUUAUUGCCGAUCCGGACACCUUGAAACCCGAAAACCAGGCGAAAGAAGAGGAAAGCAAGCAAGAAAAUGGCGCGGCGUCAAGUAACAAAAUGGAAACGGAAGACGACGAUGACGACUUGUGCAUUGUGGAAGAAGAGGAAGCAGCGGCAGCUCCAAGUACAAGUCAGAAAACGGCUCCGGAGAAACGCAAAACAGAAGAUGAUGCUGGACCUUCGACGAAACGCGUUAAAGUAUCGGCACCUGCUGAAGAUGAUGAUGAUGUCAUUCUUAUCGAUUAGGUUUAAAAUGAGAAAAAUGAAAAAAAAAAAAAAUAUUUAAAAGAAAGUAGAAAAUAAUGUUCACUUACAUUUCAAAAAUGAUCUUAUCCUAAAGUUAAAGAGAAAAAUUAAAUUUUUGAAUAAAGAUCUUAAUGUUUUUUUU
This is a messenger RNA of Culicoides brevitarsis, 2202 nucleotides long. RefSeq names its product SUMO-activating enzyme subunit 2 (gene Uba2). The record is from RefSeq and is a predicted model, not a curated record. Gene Ontology annotation, biological process: protein sumoylation. NCBI's taxonomy places the organism in Eukaryota, Metazoa, Arthropoda, Insecta, Diptera, Ceratopogonidae. The coding region runs from base 168 to 2060 and encodes 630 amino acids. Gene Ontology annotation, cellular component: SUMO activating enzyme complex; cytoplasm. The transcript is spliced from 4 exons. Gene Ontology annotation, molecular function: SUMO activating enzyme activity.